AUGAGUAAUCCAAUCACUUCGAUCAAAUUAGUUCUAUUAGGUGAAGCCGCCGUAGGGAAGUCGUCGAUAGUUUUAAGAUUUGUAUCCAAUGAUUUUUCUGAGAACAAAGAACCAACUAUUGGUGCAGCUUUUUUAACACAAAGAGUUAACAUUAAUGACCACACAGUUAAAUUUGAAAUAUGGGAUACAGCAGGUCAAGAGAGAUUUGCAUCUUUGGCUCCAAUGUAUUAUAGAAAUGCACAAGCAGCACUGGUAGUAUACGAUGUUACAAAACCACAAUCAUUUAUAAAAGCACGUCAUUGGGUUAAAGAAUUACAUGAACAAGCCAAUAAGAAUAUUAUCAUUGCACUUGUAGGGAAUAAAGUAGAUAUUUUGGAAGAAAAUGAAGAAGAAAGGAAGGUGGAACGUGAAGAAGCUGAAAAGUUAGCAGAUGAAGAAGGUCUAUUGUUCUUUGAAACAAGUGCAAAGACUGGUACAAAUAUCAGUGAAGUAUUUCUUGGCAUUGGUGAGAAGAUUCCAUUGAAGGGUUUAGAAAAUGAGCAUGCAAAUGGUGGUCUAAAUGUUACCGAAGAUCAAAGAGUAAAUUUGGCAAAUACUGCUAAUGCAAGUGAAAAUGCUUCUGCUUGUAGUUGUUAG
This is a messenger RNA of Maudiozyma saulgeensis, 636 nucleotides long. The record is from the annotation of a GenBank genome assembly. Lineage: Eukaryota; Fungi; Ascomycota; Saccharomycetes; Saccharomycetales; Saccharomycetaceae.